This is a messenger RNA of Zerene cesonia (dogface butterfly), 5316 nucleotides long. RefSeq names its product adenylate cyclase type 10-like (gene DhpD). The record is from RefSeq and is a predicted model, not a curated record. The transcript has 5 exons. Gene Ontology annotation, cellular component: cytoplasm. The annotation marks the transcript as partial. Gene Ontology annotation, biological process: intracellular signal transduction; cyclic nucleotide biosynthetic process. Lineage: Eukaryota; Metazoa; Arthropoda; Insecta; Lepidoptera; Pieridae. Gene Ontology annotation, molecular function: adenylate cyclase activity.
AUGAAUUUCCGAAGACCGCGCACACGUUCUCGACGAAACUCUUUGAAUUUUGUACUAAACAGCGAGAAAUGGCGAAGCUACGGAAAAAGAAUAUCUCGCAAAGAUCAAGAUUUAGUAGAAGAAGACUCAGACGACGAUGUACCGAACGCAGGUGAGCUUAAAGACUGGGUUGAAGAAUUUUUCGUACGUAAGAGCGUGUGCGCAGACAAAUCGGAUCAGGAUGUCGAAAUAAAACUUAAUAAGAAACAAACAUUAAUACUGUCUACGCUAGUACCUGAUGAAAUACUUCUAAUGAAUAAAUUUGACACAACCAAUGCCAAUCGUUUUGUUGGAGUCUUAUUAAUGGCUGACGUAUCUGGCUACACAGCUUUAUCAGAAAAAUAUAACACUUAUGGAAAAGGUGGUACAUAUAGAUUAACAGUGACCCUUAAUACCUACCUAGGUUCCCUCAUAGAGAUUAUAUAUAGCCACGGAGGUGAUGUUAUUAAAUUCGCUGGAGAUGCAUUUUUAGCUCUAUGGAAAACGGAUAAAAGAACAUUUAUAAAUCACACGAUUCAUACUGCCAUAGCAUGUGCUCUUAUAAUACAGCAUUCUUUUGGCUCCUAUGAAACUGACGUUAAAGUUAAUUUAAAAGUGAAACUAGCUAUUUCAGCAGGUAAUUUAAUUUUUGCUCCUAUAGGAAGUGGUAUAGAUAUGAAUUAUGUUAUAAUCGGAUUACCCGUACUGGAAGCGAAAGCUGCUGAGAGUGUCUGUGCCUCUGGUGAAGUAAAACUAACUCCAACAGCGUGGGGACACUGUUACUCCAGAAAUUACGACCAUACUAUUGAUGACGAUGGCCAUGUUACAAUAAAGUCAAUAUUAUACGAUCCCCACGAAAAAGAUGUCACAAAACCCUUUCUAGGCUUUGGACCUAUGAUACGGCAAAUUAAAAAACCUUUUAUUUCUAUUGAGAGUCUUCCAGAUUUUUUGUAUAGCGCACCAACUGAAUUAAGUGCUGCUGACAUAUCAAAACGAAAUGACAUCUUAAGUUUGCGGAAAACAAUUUUACUCGCUGAAGAAAAAGAUAUUGGUUCUGAAAUCAGAAGAUUUAUGAUAAGACCUAUACUGACACAAAUAGACGCGCAUCAGCCUUUAGAGUAUCUCACGGAAAUGCGUCAAGUUUCCAUACUGUUUGUGACUCUUAAACCACGAGAAUGUCCUCUCCCCGAACUUAUAACAAUAGUUAACAACUCUUAUCAAAUAACGUGUGAAAUCGUUUAUAAAUCUAUGGGAUGUGUGAAUAAAAUAAUUCUCUUUGAUAAAGAUGUGAUGAUUUUAGUGAUAUUUGGUUUACGAGGCUUUAAGCAUGAAUCUGAAGCCCAAGCAGCCUUGAAGUGUGCUUACAGUAUAAAAAAAUCUUUGUCAGCAUUGGACGGUGUUAUGGAAGUAUCCAUAGGAGUUACAACAGGACAAGUAUAUUGUGGAGUAGUUGGACAUCCUCUUCGUAGAGAAUUUACGGUAAUCGGUGCCGUUGUUAAUAAAGCCGCCAGAUUUAUGUGUGGAUUCCGCAAUAAAAUCACGUGUGAUGAAGCAACCUUUGUAAAAAGUAAAAUGUCGAGCAAUGGUUUCACACUACAGCCACCAACUGAACUUAAAGGUAUCGUAAGGCCUGGAAAGAUAUAUGAGUACACAGAAGAAAUUCGUGUGAAAGAGUUAUUUGACAUUCCUAUGAUUCCACCGUUAUUAAAUCGAGCCGAUGAAAUGGAUUAUUUUAAUAACUGGAUUAAAGAUUACCAUUUACCAUUCCGUGAUUUUGAUGCUUUAUUACUUAUAGGUGAACCUCGCUUGGGCAAAACUAGACUUCUAGAAUGGAUGGCACGCAGUGCAAAGAGUAAACAACUCAAAGUUUGUUAUGUAACAUUGACCUCUAUUCACGCCGCAACUCAAUAUCUAGCUAUAAGUCAAAUCAUUGACCAACUCUUAGAGGUACAACAACCUGUCAAAGGUUUUGAGAAAGAGGAGAAAAUUGUUAAACUUUUAAAAUUUUACACGGAUGAUCUUUGUUAUUUGAAUAAUAUCAUAAAGGUACGAUUUGCCUAUAAUGAAAGAUUUAACACACGUAAUGAAAAGGAGCAGAUUGAAAAGGCCAAAAUAGUAUUUAAAGAACUUGCGAUGUCUAUUCCCGAAACUUGUGUCGUCUUUUUAGAUGAUUUACAAAAUUUAGAUCCAUUAUCGUGGGAAUUUAUAUCUAUAAUGUUUGGCGUUAUGAAAAUAUUUCUCGUAUUUACGGUCACUCGAGGAAAAUUUAGUACUGUUCACAGUUGGCUUUACAGUGUAUUUAUAAGUAACAAUAUAAGGAAGAUAGUUCUAACUCCACUGGGUUCUACGUGGAUUGCACCACUUGCUUGUCAAAUACUAGAUGUCGAUGCUGUACCAAAUGAUCUAUGCAAUGCUCUUAGGAUAAAGUGUAACGGAAUGCCUGGUUUGAUCGAAAGUUUUAUUGUCCAUUUGUUUUCAAGUGGUGCAUUGGAGCUAAAGAAUGUUACGGAUGACAACCUGGACGAAUGGAAAGAUGAGGACUUACAAAUUCCUGAAUCUACAUUGUUACACCCAAUCGCCUUAAAUGAAUUUGAUCAACCUUUACUGGAUCAGUUAAUACAAGAUAAUUCAACAGGAGAUAUAAAAAUAUGCGUUGUGACUAUAAAAGAAGAAUUAAAAACUGAUAUCAAUGUACAAAACAUAGAUGUAUUAAUAAUGAUCCAAAUAGAUUCCUUAACGCCAUACCAACAAUUACUUUUAAAAAUUGCAUCUGUUAUAGGUAAUGUUCUAUCCAGGGAUCUGCUAGAAAACAUAAUGUAUGAAAAUAAUCCACUAACUACUGCAAAAGCUGUAAAGAGACUUUUUGCUAUGCGCAUUUUUUCAUGUGCAAACGUAAGAAAUAAAUACAACAACCGCAAUUUGGCUUCAAGUGCAACAGUGGUAUCUGAUUAUUCUUUGCCAACUCAUUUGACCUGCGAAUGUUCCUUCGACUUUGACCCAGAACAAAAUGAAGAUCUUCCGAAAUAUGCUUUUUGUAAAGUCAUGAAAUUUAGGAAUAAAAAUUCCCGAAAAACUUGUUAUGACCUAUUGCCACUUAAUCAAAAAAAAGAGUUUCACUCCCGUAUCGUCACAUAUUUAGAAAAUCAUAAACAAAAGUGUCCGGAUUGCGGCGGCACAGUGAUGAUUAUUCAGACAUCUAGGGUUUUAAGGGAUGAAGACGAACAAUAUGAAUCUGAAAAUGAAGUUGAACAAGAAGAUAUUACUCAAAAUUCAGAAAGAAAUUCUACUUCCCGUGAUGUCAAAAGAACUACAUCAGAGAUUGCAUCAAAAGAAAUAAAUACAACAGAAACUAUGCUAGUAAGGAGUGAAAUGUUAUCAAAACGUGAUUCUAGUAAAAUUGAAAUAGAAGGGAAAGGUUUACAAUAUACAUCUAUUUUAAAAUCUAACCAAAAUUCAAAUAACCACAGCUCUGUUAAACGAAGAUCGUCAAAGCGAGUCACAAUGUCAAAACUCAUUUUUAGAGACAUCAGUAUUGAAAGUAUAAAGAGUUACACAGUGUUUGACAUGUUUCGAGCUGUUACAGAAGCAAAUAAUAAAACUGAUUGGCAAAAUCUGGGUAUUGAUGAUGAUGAAGACAAUAUAAAUGAAAACAACAACGAUAGAAAAUCAUUUAAUAUUAAAAUAGAAAAAGGUGUAUCUCGUACAAAUUUUGAUAGAUGUACAUGUGCCGAACUUAACAUAAUAAUUUUUGAACAACUAAUACAUCACGCUACAGAAGCUGGCCUGAAGUGUAAGUUAUUAGAAUUUCUCAUUAAAUGUUGUAGAUUAAAUAUAUUAUCAAAUAGCUGUGAGAACGCUAUACCAAAACUAGAAGAAGCUGAACAAUUGUGUAAUAAAUCAAAUGACUACAUUGAUGAAUUUGACAGAAAACUAUUUUUGGGUAAAAUUUAUUCUUUAAAAGCUGCUGCCUAUUUAAUGUGUAACAAAUUAAUGGCAGCUAAAAUCAAUAUUGAAAAGGCGGUCAAAAUUUACCGCAUUAACCUUACUAAAAUAUCAGACUAUAUGGAUUUAAAACUUUUAUAUAAUUUUAUUAAAUUGAGGCGUCACAAAUAUCGUUUGCAAGAUUCUUUCAUGAAAUCAGAUUCUAUUUUCUGUUUAAAUGUUGCUACCAUACUUUACUCCACAUUAGACGAAAUAAAAACGGCAAGAGUAUCGGCCUUUCGCGCACUAUAUUUGGCACAAAGAGUAGAAUGUAAUAUUGUUGAUCUAUGUGACGUAUUCACAAACGCUAUCCAAAUUGAACUUGAUCAUGGAAAACCAGAACUAACUGAAAAUAUAGAACGUUUAGCUAUAAAUACUUUGAAAAACUUGGAUUCACCUAUUGAAGCUCAUGAACUUUAUGCCAUCGGAAAAAUAUUUAUGGCGUCAUUUCGCGCCCGCAGCGCACGAGCUAAGCUCGCUGCUUCUGUUCGCUCAGGAUUUAGAGCAUUAGUUGUUAGCCGAUUUCUCCACGCAGACAAAGUAUCCAUAGACAUCAUACCUGACCUAUUUUACAUAUUAUUAAGUCGUAGCCGAAUAGAAGAAGCGGUGGAUGUUGUGAAGCUCUUGUUAGAAUUAAGUCAAACAUACAACUCUCUUGACUGCGAAACUUGGUAUUAUGCCCUCUCAAUUGACAUGAUUCUUGAUUGUGGCUUUCAAUUGGAAUCGCCUCAAGAAAUAAGUCGAUUCGCUGAAUAUGCAAUAACAACAGGAAAACUUGCUGGGGACAGCAGAAGGCGAUUAGUAGUUGGAGUAUGGACAUAUUGGCUUCGCGCAGAUAUCGAACGUAAGGCCAAACGAUUUGAAAGUGAAGCAUUGAAUUGGUGUGGUAAUGAUAAUGAUGAUGGUUCAUUGAAAACUCUUAUUAGUGCUUUAAGAUUAGCCGAGGGAAUGCUUGAAAGUUUAGCAAGAAAAGUGGAUGACUUAAAAAAGGUGGUGGACUUAAUGGAACUAAGAUCUUUAGCCGACAAAGAGCUUAUGCGUCUGGAACGUGACUCUAAAAUGUUUAAAUCUAUAUGGCCUAGAUGGUUGCUGCUAAAGGCUAAUUCUUUGAGUUUAUCUGGUCGCAAUACUGCAACUAAUACAUUUCUUCAGGCAUUGGACGAAGGUCGUAAAAUCAAGAAUCGAUUGGAAGAAUCCUUAGCUCGUGCUGCAUUUUCCAAUUCUCAGUUUUGGAUACAAAGUGCAAAAAAUGGAAACUUUUUAGAAUGGAAAAUAGGGGCUGAGCACGCGCACACAUCUUGGCAUCAAUUCAUGUAU